AUGCGGCAGAGGGUGGAUCUGGGCGGCAAAGAGCGGCAGAGGGUGGUACUGGCCAACAAAAGGCGGUUUAGGAUGGAUCUAGUCGGCGAAGGGCGGCAGAGGAUGGAUCCGGACGGCAGAAGGGGGUUCCGGCGAUUUGGAUGCCAGAAAAGGUGGAGUGGCAGUAACCGCUUCGUCGGAGGGCGAUUUGGAGGCAGUGGUGGUUUUGGCGGUGGUGUAGGGGGUGGAUUUGGAGGAGGUUUCAGUGGCGGAGGUGGAACUAGACUUGGUGAUAGAGAAAAAAAGACAACUCCCCUAACCACCAUUAAAAGAGGUUUGGGGAGGAGGAAAAUUCUGGUAGGAAAUUGUUUAGUGAGAGGGAAGAGGAAAAUACUUUAG
Molecule: messenger RNA, 378 nt
Organism: Oldenlandia corymbosa var. corymbosa
Lineage: Eukaryota; Viridiplantae; Streptophyta; Magnoliopsida; Gentianales; Rubiaceae
Source: the annotation of a GenBank genome assembly